This is a messenger RNA of Dermacentor andersoni, 805 nucleotides long. RefSeq lists its product as uncharacterized. The record is from RefSeq and is a predicted model, not a curated record. NCBI's taxonomy places the organism in Eukaryota, Metazoa, Arthropoda, Arachnida, Ixodida, Ixodidae.
AUGGCCAACUACACCCCGACACCGCUAUGGAAGAUGCGUCUCCUCUUGAUCCACAAACGGCGCUGCAACAGUUCGGCGCUGCAAACAGCCAUCCUGGAUGUGGACCCACUAAAGCACAAGGAGUUCACCGGCCAUGAGUUGCAAGCCGACAUCCUCCCAGAUGACAGCUUUGAAAUGAUGGACUCAGAAGACAUCGAAACGAUGGACAUAGGACCUCCGGAUUCCGGUCAAAAGUCAGCACUGGCCCACAAGCUUGAAGUCAUGAGCAUUCCGGUCCUUCUUUCUUUGCUAGCACUAAUGACCGUCGCAUCUGCGGGACUGUUGGGUGGCGGCGGCGGUGGUGGUGACGACGACAUUGGCUUGGCCUCGAUAUCGUAUGUCAAGACUCCUGUCGUGAGCGUCAAGUACGUGGCCAAACCAGUGGUCAGCUACGUGGCCAAGCCGGUGACCACUGUUUCGCACUCCUUGAAGCCCGUGGUGACCUACACAAUUUCUGGGGGCCAUGGCGGAUUCGGAGGCGGUGGAUACGGUGGAGGUGGUCACUCUGGUUGGCCUUGGUGGUGAUUGCAGGCAUGUCCAGGACCUCCUCGCUAAUCGCUGCUCCACGAAAGAAUAUUUACCCUAAACAAUGAUUCGCACGGUAUCCAGAAGUAUUCAGAAGCUCCUGAUGAAAUUUUUAAGGACUACAACUGGCUCUCAUAGCUGAUAGAGAUACGGAGAGUUGAAAAAGUCGACUACAGCCUGCUUUGUACAAACUAUUUUAUUAAAUAAAUAAAAUGCCUGGCCUGCACGAGGUUUCACUUAA